UCACGUGGCUCCGCCGUCGUCCCCCGAGAGCAGCCGCUUCCUUCCCUCCCGGCGUUUCUCCGCCGCCCCGACCCGACGGAGGGAGGAAAUGCGGUUACUGCCACCCUCGGCUUGUUGUUAAGCCCGGGCAGGGAAGUGCGGAGAGGGGCCGCCAGUGGGUGCGUGGGUGGCUAUCCGGCUAUCCGCGCCGAGCGCCUUGGCACUGAGAUCGCUUUGGCCGAAGCGGGCUGUCUGUCGAUCCCGGGAUUAAAGCGGCGGCGGCGCCGGGGGGCCGCCCUUCGGUGGGACGGCGAGGAUGAGUAAAAUCCAGAAGUUUUUCAAGGGCGGGGGGGUUCCCAAGGGGAAAAACAAAGGGGGCCCCUCCCCCCAGGAGGCUUUAGCCCGGCUGCGGGAAACGGAGGAGAUGCUGACGAAGAAGCAGGAGUAUCUGGAGGCGAGGAUAGGGAAGGAGCUGGCCCUGGCCAAGAGGCACGGCACCAGGGACAAGCGAGCUGCACUACAAGCACUGAAAAGGAAAAAGAGAUAUGAGAAACAGUUGAGCCAAAUUGAUGGGACACUUUCCACCAUUGAAUUCCAGCGUGAAGCUCUUGAAAAUUCCUAUACUAACACAGAGGUGUUCAAGAAUAUGGGUUAUGCUGCUCAGGCUAUGAAGAAAGUGCAUGAAAAUAUGGACUUGGACAAAAUUGAUGAUAUGAUGCAAGACAUAACUGAACAACAAGAUAUUGCACAGGAAAUUACAGAAGCUCUUACAAGAAAAAUUGGUGAUGAUUUUGACGAGGAUGAGCUUCUGGCGGAAUUAGAGGAAUUGGAGCAAGAAGAACUGAAUAAUAAAAUGAGCAAUGUGCGAUUACCAAACGUACCAGCUACUCCACUGCCUUCCCAUCCUGCAUCAUCGAAGAAGAGGGUGGAAGAUGAUGAUGAUAUGAAGCAGCUGGCAGCAUGGGCUUCUUAACACCUUUUCAGAGGUUUACAGUGGAUGUAAUGAAAGGAACUCAUGAACAGUUUUUUUAUACACAGAACUUGUUUGUGUUUGACAGAAACCAAAACUGGCCCUUGGUGGGGUUUGUGGGGGUACAUUUAUAAAAAGUUGGCAAUACUCAAGACUUCUUUUUCACAGUGCUCUGUCUCCUUCAGAUGUACCCUUCUCUGACUUUCUUUUUUUUAUACAUAUACUGAAGAAACCAGAUGAUGUUUCUACAUUACAAAUGGAAAUUGACUGGCUAGUCUCUUUCUGUACAGCUUUUACAUGUGAUAUUGAAGCUGUAUGUGUAAUAGGCAUGGCUGUAUAUGAACUAAAGCAAGUUCAGUUCCAUAAAAGGAGAAUAAGGCUGUGAACCACUUCAUGCAUUUCUCCCAGGCCCUUGUUUUUACCUUUAGAAAACUAUAUUGGCUUUUAUUGAGAACAUGCAGGCUGCAAAAACAGUUUGCUGCAAAGGGGAGUGCAGCCAUGAGUCUGAUACUGUGAGAUAGAAAAGGUAAAGAUGAAUUGUCCUUUUGUGGGUUUUUAGAACAGGUUUUGAAUGAAUGAAAAAUAUGUGAUUGCUCCAAUCCCACUUGAAGAUGAUGACAAGCUGGCACUUUUGACGUUCUUUGAUUUAAACAGGGUUUCCCUUUCACACACAGUAUGGAGUGAGUAAGAAUAGUAUCUCACCUUAAAGACCAAGGUUGCAAGCCUGUUGCUUAGAAUAAUUAAUUGCACUAAAGUAGGCCCAUUGAAUCCUCCAUUAAUUCAAAUGGGGCUCCUCUAGUUGUGACUUACUGUGCCAAAAUUGCAGUUUAUGGAGGUUUUUACUCACCUAAUCCCCACUGAUCCAGAGGCCCACUGUCACAUUUUAUGCGACAUACAAUGCUAACCAACAGGAUUUCAGCUUUAAAAUGCAACCCUAUGCUGCCCAAUUACUGUCUGGAAGGGGUUUGGAUUAUGGAGGAAUGUCCCUUCAUUUGCAUGGACAAGAUCUGAUAAAAAAAAUUGCAGAAGACUGUCACAAAACACUCUAUUAACAUGGAUCUACUGCCAGUGGUUCCAAAGCUACCUCUCCCCACUGCUGCAACACCUGUUCCUUGAGAUGUUCCAGGGUGGGUUGGUAGUAGCCCUAGAUUUUUCAGAUCCAAAGUCAUCUUGUUCCCAUGAAAGGAUCCAUAACUGGAAUAAUCAACUAGUUAAUUUUAUCUGUCAGUGGAAAUAAAUUUUAAAAAGAAAGGGACUGUCCUUAGGGAAACCUACCUUCUCUCUGAUACUGCCCUGGUCUGUGUAAUCUGUCAGGACUUGGAGAUGGUGGAUCAUCCACUGAUUAAUAAUACACAUGCUUUGUCAGGAAAGAGCCCACUUUAUCAGUGCCUAUAUGUCACGAAUCACCGUAGAAUCUAAAAUACUCAGUAUGAUUUCCUUUGCUUGGCAGUUGUUAGUGCUAAAAGUCACCGCCAACUCUUACAUGAAUUUGAUUAAUUUAUUGUUAAUGAAGAUGACAGGUGCAGGAGGAUAAGUGUAACUGAUUUAAUCAAACCCUUUAAAAAUAAAGAGCCUUCAAGAUUGUGUGUAUGCCUGUGUGUAGGAGAAACACAUCCCCCAGAAGCUGUUGAGUUCCCAUCAUCCCCAGGCGACAUGACCAAUGUUUGGGCAUGAUGGAGAGUUCACACAGGGUUUCCACCCCUGUUUUAGAACAUGAAAGUUGCAAUCCAAGAAUUCAAGAACUUCAAGCACUUUCUGCAGAAUGAGAAUCACUGAGAACAACAUAUUCCAUUCUACCUUCACUUAGCUUUUGUUUGUUUGUUUAUUUUGAAUAGCUGAUUUUUUUCAUGUUGACGCUUUUUUGGAGAACUAUUGUCAAACAGUUAAUCUUAAUAGCUCUUCAGAAAUGUUCUUGUUCUGUUUAUUUAAUUUCCUUCUCUUUUUCCUUGUCUUAAUGAAGCACUUUUCUGUUCAAAUGUUU
This is a messenger RNA of Pogona vitticeps (central bearded dragon), 2930 nucleotides long. RefSeq names its product charged multivesicular body protein 4C (gene CHMP4C). Lineage: Eukaryota; Metazoa; Chordata; Lepidosauria; Squamata; Agamidae. Gene Ontology annotation, cellular component: multivesicular body; ESCRT III complex; cytoplasmic side of plasma membrane. Gene Ontology annotation, biological process: vesicle budding from membrane; late endosome to vacuole transport via multivesicular body sorting pathway. The record is from RefSeq and is a predicted model, not a curated record.